Ipomoea nil (Japanese morning glory) is the source of this 1181-nucleotide messenger RNA. RefSeq lists its product as uncharacterized. Gene Ontology annotation, biological process: protein folding. Bases 167 to 1072 code for a protein of 301 amino acids. Gene Ontology annotation, molecular function: alpha-tubulin binding. Lineage: Eukaryota; Viridiplantae; Streptophyta; Magnoliopsida; Solanales; Convolvulaceae. The transcript has 4 exons. The record is from RefSeq and is a predicted model, not a curated record.
GAUACUUAGCUUUAAGUACCAUUGGUUCUCUUUACGAGUUUCAAAUUUUCAAGCUUAAGAAUUUGGUAACUCUCAUAGUUACUUCAUGGAUGGAAAAAUAUCCUUUGCAACUGCCAUGUGAUAUUUUGGAUUUGCCACAAUUGAGACAUUUGCAUGUUGAUAAGAGAUGUUCACAGUAUCUCCUUUUUUUGUCAAAAAAGAUCUACAAACUCUUUAUUGGUUGAAAUUUGCUAGCUCCGACGAAAAACCAAACUUCAAAAUGGUUCCAAACCUAAAGGAACUUGAGAUUUAUAUUGAAGGCCUAUUGGGGCCUAGCCAUCUAGGGAGCCUUGUGCAUUUACAACUACUUGAGAAGUUGAAGUUUGAAGUAGGAAGGGUCGAGCGCUUUUGUCUUCCAACAGGUUUUCCACCAAACCUUAAGAAGUUGACACUUCGGUAUACUUAUCUUCCAUGGAAGGAGAUGGACACAAUUGGCAAGUUGCCGCACCUUGAGGUGCUUAAACUAAAAGAUUUCGCCUGCUAUGGUUCCAAGUGGGAACCAUCGAAGCAAGGCUUUCGGGAAUUAAAGGCACUUCUUAUCUCACGAUCAAAUCUCAAACAUUGGAAUGCAAGUGCUAAUCAUUUCCCAGUUUUGGAGCGCCUAGUCUUAAGAUAUUGUUGGGAAUUGAAACAAAUUCCAAUUAAUUUUGCAAAGAUUGGAACACUGAAGUUAAUUGUGUUAGAAUGUUGUUAUUCUUCUCUUGUGACCUCUGCAAAUCAGAUUUCUUUGGCAAACAAGUUAUUGUUUGAGGGAAAGGCAGAUUGUCCACUUUGUGUUCGUAAAGUUGGAACAAAGGUUGAAUUGCCAAAUAUCGAAAGCUCUGAAGAAGAAUCUAUAGAACACUCUGAAGAAGAAAGUGUGGAAAGCUCUAAAGAAGAAAGUGUGAAAAACUCUAAAGAAGAAAGUGUGGGAAGCUCUAAUCAAGAAAGGUUGAAAGCUCGGAAGAGAGUGAUGAAAAAUCUGAAGAAGAAGGUGUCGAAAUCCCUGAAUGCGUUCAAAGAUUUGAAGAGGAAAGUGCUAAGAAGAAAGUGAGUUAGGAAUUUUUAAAUUUUGGGCUUAUUAUAAACUUAUGAUCCAAAGCCAAGGUAUGUAUGUAUAUACCUAUGAAACUUGUGGUUAAACUCCAUAUUAUCUUUUGCAA